GAACCUUGAACAUAACUUCAAAAGAAGAUUUGGCUUUUAUUUCUGGAUUGCAUAUAUAUUAUAAGGCCACCAGAAUGUCGGGAGCCUCAGUGAAGGUGGCUGUUCGAGUGAGGCCCUUCAAUUCUCGAGAGACCAGCAAGGAGUCUAAGUGCAUCAUUCAGAUGCAAGGCAACUCGACCAGUAUUAUUAAUCCAAAGAACCCAAAGGAAGCACCGAAGUCCUUCAGCUUUGACUACUCUUACUGGUCUCACACCUCGCCUGAAGAUCCCUGUUUUGCAUCGCAGAAUCGUGUGUACAAUGACAUUGGGAAGGAAAUGCUCUUACAUGCCUUUGAAGGAUACAAUGUCUGUAUUUUUGCCUAUGGGCAGACUGGUGCUGGGAAAUCCUAUACAAUGAUGGGGAAACAAGAAGAAAGCCAAGCUGGCAUCAUCCCCCAGUUGUGUGAAGAACUCUUUGAGAAGAUCAAUGACAACUGCAAUGAAGAGAUGUCGUACUCUGUGGAGGUGAGCUACAUGGAAAUUUACUGUGAAAGAGUACGAGAUUUGCUGAAUCCCAAAAACAAGGGUAAUUUGCGUGUGCGUGAACACCCGCUUCUUGGACCCUAUGUGGAGGAUCUGUCCAAGCUGGCAGUCACUUCCUACACUGACAUUGCUGACCUCAUGGAUGCUGGGAACAAAGCCAGGACAGUGGCAGCUACCAACAUGAAUGAAACAAGUAGCCGUUCCCACGCUGUGUUUACCAUUGUUUUCACCCAGAAGAAACAUGAUACUGAGACUAACCUUUCCACUGAGAAGGUCAGUAAAAUCAGCUUAGUGGAUCUAGCAGGAAGUGAACGAGCUGAUUCAACUGGUGCCAAAGGAACUCGAUUAAAGGAAGGUGCAAAUAUUAAUAAGUCUCUUACAACUUUGGGCAAAGUGAUUUCAGCCUUGGCAGAGGUGAGUAAAAAGAAGAAGAAAACUGAUUUUAUUCCCUACAGAGAUUCUGUUCUUACUUGGCUCCUUCGAGAAAAUCUAGGUGGCAACUCUCGGACUGCAAUGGUUGCUGCUCUGAGCCCAGCAGACAUCAACUACGAUGAAACUUUGAGCACCCUGAGAUAUGCAGAUCGUGCAAAGCAAAUUAAAUGCAACGCUGUUAUCAAUGAGGACCCUAAUGCCAAGCUGGUUCGGGAGUUGAAGGAGGAAGUGACCCGGCUGAAGGACCUUCUUCGUGCUCAGGGGCUGGGAGAUAUUAUUGAUAUUGACCCAUUGAUCGAUGAUUACUCUGGAAGUGGAGGCAAAUAUCUGAAAGAUUUUCAGAACAAUAAACAUAGGUACUUGCUAGCCUCUGAGAACCAACGCCCUGGCAAUUUUUCCACAGCAUCCAUGGGGUCCCUUACUUCAUCUCCAUCUUCAUGCUCACUUAAUAGUCAGGUGGGCUUAACAUCUGUGACCAGUAUUCAAGAGAGGAUCAUGUCUACACCUGGAGGGGAGGAAGCCAUUGAACGUCUGAAGGAGUCAGAGAAGAUCAUUGCUGAGCUGAAUGAAACCUGGGAAGAAAAACUUCGUAAAACCGAAGCCAUCAGAAUGGAAAGAGAAGCAUUAUUGGCUGAGAUGGGAGUUGCCAUACGAGAAGAUGGAGGAACACUUGGUGUUUUCUCACCUAAAAAGACUCCACAUCUUGUUAACCUCAAUGAAGACCCCCUGAUGUCAGAGUGUCUUCUUUAUUAUAUCAAAGAUGGAAUUACAAGGGUUGGCCAAGCAGAUGCUGAGCGGCGCCAGGACAUAGUGCUGAGUGGGGCCCACAUUAAAGAAGAGCAUUGUGUCUUUCGGAGUGAGAGAAACAACACUGGUGAAGUGAUUGUGACUUUAGAGCCUUGUGAACGCUCAGAAACAUAUGUGAAUGGCAAGAGGGUGUCCCAACCUGUUCAGCUGCGCUCAGGGAACCGUAUCAUCAUGGGGAAAAACCAUGUCUUUCGUUUCAACCACCCUGAGCAAGCACGAGCUGAGCGGGAGAAGACUCCCUCUGCUGAGACGCCCUCGGAGCCUGUGGACUGGACAUUUGCUCAGAGAGAGCUUCUGGAAAAACAGGGGAUCGAUAUGAAGCAGGAGAUGGAGAAAAGGCUGCAGGAAAUGGAGAUCCUGUACAAAAAGGAGAAGGAGGAAGCUGAUCUCCUUCUGGAGCAGCAGAGACUGGACGCGGACUCUGAUAGCGGGGACGAUUCUGACAAGAGGUCCUGUGAAGAAAGCUGGAAACUGAUUACUUCUUUGAGAGAAAAGCUACCUCCCAGCAAGUUACAAACCAUUGUUAAAAAGUGUGGCCUCCCCAGCAGUGGGAAGAAACGAGAACCAAUUAAAAUGUAUCAAAUCCCUCAAAGAAGGCGCCUUAGUAAAGACUCCAAGUGGGUCACCAUCUCAGAUCUUAAGAUUCAGGCUGUUAAAGAGAUUUGCUAUGAGGUUGCCCUUAACGAUUUUAGGCAUAGUCGGCAGGAGAUCGAAGCCUUGGCCAUUGUUAAGAUGAAAGAGCUUUGUGCCAUGUAUGGGAAGAAAGAUCCCAAUGAGCGCGACUCUUGGAGAGCAGUGGCCAGGGAUGUCUGGGACACUGUUGGGGUGGGGGAUGAGAAGACAGAAGAUAUGCUGGCCACUGGGAAAGGUGGGACAGAUGUAGAUGACCUCAAGGUUCACAUAGACAAGCUGGAAGAUAUUUUGCAAGAAGUCAAAAAGCAAAAUAAUAUGAAAGAUGAAGAGAUCAAAGUCUUAAGAAAUAAAAUGCUCAAAAUGGAGAAAGUUUUGCCAUUGAUUGGAUCUCAGGAACAGAAAAGCCAAGGAAAUCACAAGACAAAAGAGCCCCCUGGUGCUGGUGCUAACAGCAUCUCUGAUAAUGGUGUCAAUAAAGGAGACAGUGGAGAACUUGACAAAGAAGAACGAGUUUCCCAGCUGAUGAAUGGGGAUCCAGCUUUUAGACGUGGACGACUACGUUGGAUGAGGCAAGAGCAAAUCCGUUUUAAGAACCUGCAGCAGCAGGAGAUAACAAAGCAGCUUCGACGGCAGAAUGUACCCCACAGGUUCAUCCCUCCUGAAAACCGGAAGCCCCGCUUUCCCUUUAAGAGCAAUCCUAAACAUCGAAACUCUUGGAGUCCUGGGACACAUAUUAUUAUAACAGAAGAUGAGGUUAUUGAGCUGAGAAUUCCAAAAGAUGAAGAAGGAAGAAAAGGAAAUAAAGAAGAAAGCCAAGAAAAAGUUGGUAGAGCAGCUUCUAAAGAUCCCCAGUCAGCAUGGGGCUCCCAGGGUAUAAGAAGUCAAGAUCACAUCCAAGUUAGCAAACAGCACAUUAAUAGUCAACAACCACCACCUCAGCUACGCUGGAGAAGCAAUUCUCUCAAUAAUGGCCCCCCGAGAAACAUGGGCUGCCAGACAGCUUCCUCCGCAGAGUCAUUAAACUCCCACAGGGGUCACCCUGCCGCUGAUCUGCACACUUUCCAAGCCAAGCGUCAUAUUCACCAGCACCGUCAGUCUUACUGUAAUUAUAACACUGGAGGUCAGUUAGAGGUCAGUACAGCCAGCUGCUGUCAAAAGCAGACUGACAAACCCAACCACUGUAGCCAGUUUGUGACACCUCCAAGGAUGAGGAGACAAUUCUCAGCACCCAAUCUCAAAGCUGGUCGAGAAACUACAGUAUAAGUAAAUUACUGGACAAACUUGAAAUUGUAGCAAAGCAAACAGACAGUGUUAAUGUUAGCUCAUUGAUUGUGUUGGUGCAUUAUGAUUUUAAUGUUGUGUCCCUCCAAAUACUAACUGGUUUUUAUUGCUAAAACGUAAAACACUGGUAAACCUCCCUAUUGCUUGUGUAUUAUCAGUGGGCAGGUUCUAGAAUUUGGUAUAAAACAUCUAGGCCCUGUAUUUUUCUGAUACUUCCCUCCAUGGUGCCUAGAUUAUUAAUGCACUUACACUGGUUUGUCUUGUUUUGGUGUAAGUAUUGUUAUUUUCUUAUAGUACUUAGAAAUUGAUUUGAUAUUCCAAAAGACCUGCUACUUGGUUUAUGUAAACAAACUCCUAAGAGGAAUUUGAUAUAUAGAAUAAGUGACUCAUUCCCCAUAAACAUUAGAAAUUGGCUUAAAAAUUCCAUGCAGCUUUGUGGACACAGCUUUAGAUUCACCUUGAUGUCUGUCUGUUCAUCCAAUAUAGUUGGCAUUUUUAUAAGCUCAAACCCAAGAUCUUCAGACAGCCUUGCAUCUUACACACCGUCAUCUUAGUCUGUAUUUUUAAGGAACUGAUUCAGUAUCUUUUUUUUUUUCUCCCCCGAGACAGGGUUUCUGUGUGUAGCCCUGGCGGUCCUUUAAUUCUCUCUGGAGACCAGGCUGUCCUCAAACUCACAGAGAUCCGCCUGCCUCUGCUUCCUGAGUGCUGGGAUUAAAGGUGGGCGCCAGCACUGCUGGGCACUGAUUCAGUAAUUUUAAUGUUUCAGAAUAUAUAUAAUACUUGUCAUAGCUCUAAAAUCUUUAAAUUGGCACUUUCUGGGUUUCUAUUUUAUUUGCAUUUUGAAGUUUACAGUCUCACACAAAAAAUGAACUGUAUUUGCUAAAAUUAUGCCAUCAGAAAUACCAACAAAAAUUUUGUGUUCUUCGAGCAAUGUGUACUCAUUCCUAAGAAGAGUAUCUGGUGAGAGGAGGAGAUGAUGGGACGUGGGAAAAGGCUGACCUUCACUGCCUUUUCCCAGUAGCUGAUGAGAUAAUAAAAAUUAACUGUGGUUGAGUCUGGAGGUGAUAUAUACAUACAUAUACAUAUACAUAUACAUUUGCAUAUACAUAUAGUGAACUAAUCUUUGGUCUGCAGUAGUAAUGCUCACAGAUACUCAAGCAAGGAAAGUUAAAUCCUGAUGAACAGUCACUAUCAAUAAUACC
This is a messenger RNA of Cricetulus griseus (Chinese hamster), 4876 nucleotides long. The record is from RefSeq and is a predicted model, not a curated record. NCBI's taxonomy places the organism in Eukaryota, Metazoa, Chordata, Mammalia, Rodentia, Cricetidae.